Messenger RNA from Serendipita indica DSM 11827, 2319 nucleotides. The record is from the annotation of a GenBank genome assembly. NCBI's taxonomy places the organism in Eukaryota, Fungi, Basidiomycota, Agaricomycetes, Sebacinales, Serendipitaceae.
AUGAGCCGACCGCCGAGCUUGGCUAGCAAGCCGCCGACAAGAGCGCCUUCACACCCACGACGACAACCCGCAAACCUGGUUUCUGACGUCCUUUUGGAGAUACUCACCUGGCUUGCUUUGGACGACUGGGAGUUUGAUGCAUAUCACUUCCGCGGACGCCCCUGGGUUGGAGAGGGUAAACCGCCCGGUUGCGCUCUUGUUCGCGCUACGCACGUCUGUCGAUAUUGGAGAGAGACGGCACUCGAAAAUAAACGUCUAUGGUCGAACAUCACAUUGAAUGAGACCCUAUCCCGCGAUUACGACCAUACUGACCGCGAGUUUACGUGUCGAGUUCUACGAACGCUUGGGAGUACACAUCCUCUUCGUCUCUCGUACUAUGAAUGCCCAAAGGAGGAGGUUGAGAACCAGGAAGGCGCCAUUGACAGAACGGACUAUUCCCGAGCCGUGGAUCCAGGACCAGGAGAGUGGGUAGUGACCUAUUAUCGGUUGUUUCCCAUCCUGCGCGACUGUAUACGACGAGCCUCUACGCUCGCCUUAAACGGUUACGGGGAUUCGAUUACCGAUCUCUUUGGGUGGGAAGAUGUCCCUAGAUUCGAACCACCGAUCAUGUUCCUCAACUAUCAUCGUCCUAAGCACCUCAUCGCCUUGGGUAUCGGCAUAACCAGCUUGCCGCUGCUAGUGGACCUUACUAUCACCCUGCGAGACCAAACAGUCACCAUUCAUUUCCCGGAUCUUCCACGACUCAAGCGGCUUGUCAUUCGUCAGAAUGCAGACAUGCAUGCUUUCCCGUUCCAGCUUCCCUAUGGCACAGUACAACAUCACAGAUCACCAGACUCGACCUUUCCGCCGCUCCCGCAGGACCGACAACCACUGUUUCCGGAUUUGAAACAUCUGGAACUUUACAUUCGCGACCUGCACCUCGAUUCAUUCAACCACUUCCUCUUCAACCACUCGGCUACCCUCGUGGACAUUGUUCUCGAUACUACCAUGAGAGACGACCACACUUAUCCUUGCCCAACGAGCCCAAUCCUGUUACCAGAUGUACGGUCGUUCGAGAUUGCGACAUUGGAUCCAGCUCUUGUUGCCCAUCUGAACAAAUGGGAGUGUCCAAGUUUGGAGAGUCUCCGGAUAACCAUGGCCUCGGGCAUAAACGAGUUCAACACGCUACUACUCACCCGCAACUUUUCCGGCAUCAAAAGGUUGACCUUUGGAUUUCCCAACCUCAUCAUAGAGGAUGAAUGGCUCACAGACAGCCAAUUCAACGAGAAAACGGAAGCAUCUCGUCUCCUCACCUCGUUACUGGUCGAUAUGGACAACUUGGUCGAGCUCACGGUCUCCGGGUGGCACUACGCUGGCCGCCGCGAGGAAGAGGAUUGGUUCCAGUGCUUAACCCCUCAGAGACGUCCGCCUAAGCCCACGAAGGUUAGUCCACUCGAGUCUGCCUCCAAGUCUCGACCCUCUGCCAUGUGGACCAAAAUCUCCGAAGAGGGGCUCAUGAUCGACGAGGAUGGUAAUCCAUACCAAUUCUCUGACGUCGAGUCUUCCAUCUCGAGUGAUUACAGUCACGAGAGUCGAGAUCUAGCGAGGGUUCAGGCGUACCUCAACGAGCAAGAGGCGGCGGAACGAAAGAGACUUGAGCGCCAACGACGCCGCGCCUCGUCAUCUUACUCUUCCUCAUCCGAGGGUGAAGAAAUCGACCGAUUCGCGCGACGAGCACCGCCCGAGUAUAUACCAGGACCAUACUAUGCCUGCCGCGCAUUAGAGCGCGUGGAGUUGGAGCGGUGUGUCGGAAUCGAGAAGACAAUGGUAUUUGAUUUCUGGGCUGGACGACAAUUUCUUUAUUCGCACUAUGUGCGUACGACGUAUGGCUCUCCAGGGUUGGAGACGACCAAACCCGUCGAUAUCAAUCCCACGAUAGAAAGACAGAGGAGGGACGAGAGGUUGUCUUCUUCGCAGUCCUGUUUUUUGUCUGCAACGGAUAGCCCACCUCAGAGCCCGACGUCCCCAGGUUUCCUCUGCGAUCACGUCUUCCUUCCAAAUAAAUCCACGGCUCCGCAGCUCUACCCUCCACCCGCUCCCUCAAGGCAGGGCGCCGCAUCUACAACUUCAUUUGACGCGGCAGAGGACGAGACGCCGAGCGUGACGGAACGUGUCAGACCAUCGCCGACAGUCACCUUUGUCGACUGCAAAAAUACGACGCACGACGAAAUGCACGACCUCUUAUGGAAGUAUUAUAUCGGCUACUAUGAGCCGUUUCGCCCACGAAGGCCACGUUCGCCGUCGCCUAUCCCGCUCGACGAACGUGACUUGUGGAUAUGA